AAGGAGAAAUAGAAAGAAAAGAAGAAGGGACAGGAGAAGGAGCCUGUGGUCGCCCUCCUUCUUUCCUUCCUUUCCCCCUUCCUUCCUUUCGUUCUUUCUUUCCUUCCCUUCCUCCUUUCCCUCCCUCCUUCCCUUCCCUUCCUUCAUGAGUCUCAAGUUUGGGCUGGCAGGCGAGGAGGGAAGAAGCCCAAGCGCCAGCGGGGAGGAGGCUGAGGAGGAUGGUGGAGCAGUGGGGCGCCGGGCGCCGCAGCCGCCCUCCUGGGCUGGGGCUGGGGCUGGGGGGGCUCUUGCUGCUGUUGCUGCUGCAGCUGCUGCUGUGUCCCGAGGCUGAAGGCCAGCCCCAGCAGCCCCCCGCCCAGCAGCCCCCCCUGCAGCCCCAGGCCAACGGCGGGGAGAGGGGCAUCUCGGUGCCGGACCAUGGCUACUGCCAGCCCAUCACCAUCCCGCUCUGCACAGACAUCGCCUACAACCAGACCAUCAUGCCCAACCUGCUGGGCCACACCAACCAGGAGGACGCCGGGCUGGAGGUGCACCAGUUCUACCCCUUGGUGAAGGUGCAGUGCUCGGCCGAGCUCAAGUUCUUCCUCUGCUCCAUGUAUGCCCCGGUCUGCACCGUCCUGGAGCAGGCGCUGCCCCCCUGCCGCUCGCUCUGCGAAAGGGCCCGCCUGGGCUGCGAGGCCCUCAUGAACAAGUUCGGUUUCCAGUGGCCGGACACCCUCCGCUGCGAGAAGUUCCCCGUCCACGGGGCGGGAGAGCUCUGCGUGGGGCAGAACACCUCCGACCAGAGGGGCACCCCGACCCCUUCCCUCCGGCCGGAGCUCUGGACCAGCCACCCUCACCUGCGAGCCGGAGCCGGGAGCCACUUGGCGGAGAGGAGCGGCCGCUUCACCUGCCCCCGGGGCCUCCAAGUGCCCUCCUACCUCAACUACCACUUUCUGGGGGAGAAGGACUGCGGGGCCCCCUGCGAACCUGGACGCCCUUAUGGCUUGAUGUACUUUGGCCCCGAGGAGCUCCGCUUUGCCCGCACCUGGGUGGGCAUCUGGUCGGUCCUCUGCUGCGCCUCCACCCUCUUCACCGUCCUCACCUACCUGGUGGACAUGAAGCGCUUCAGCUACCCGGAGCGGCCCAUCAUCUUCCUCUCCGGCUGCUAUACCGCCGUGGCUGUGGCCUACGUCGCCGGCUUCCUCCUGGAGGAAAAGGCCGUCUGCAACGAGCGCUUCGUCGACGAUGGCAUUGGCGGCGGCCUGCGGACAGUGGCCCAAGGCACCAAGCGGGAAGGCUGCACCAUCCUCUUCAUGAUGCUCUACUUCUUCGGCAUGGCCAGCUCCAUCUGGUGGGUUGUUCUCUCCCUCACAUGGUUCCUGGCGGCCGGCAUGAAGUGGGGCCACGAGGCCAUCGAGGCCAACUCGCAGUACUUCCACCUGGCCGCCUGGGCCGUGCCAGCCAUCAAGACUAUCACCAUCUUGGCCUUGGGGCAGGUGGAUGGCGAUGUGCUCAGCGGCGUCUGCUUCGUGGGCAUCAACAAUGUGGACGCCUUGCGGGGCUUUGUCUUGGCGCCGCUCUUUGUCUACUUGUUCAUCGGCACGUCGUUCCUCCUGGCUGGAUUUGUCUCCCUCUUCCGGAUCAGGACCAUCAUGAAGCACGACGGGACCAAGACGGAAAAGCUGGAGAAGCUGAUGGUGAGGAUAGGCAUCUUCAGCGUCCUCUACACGGUGCCUGCCACCAUCGUCAUUGCCUGCUAUUUUUAUGAGCAAGCCUUUCGGGAACAGUGGGAGCGGAGUUGGUUCGCUCAGAGCUGCAAGAGCUACGCCAUCCCUUGCCCCAGUAGCCACCACCAUCCGCCCAUGAGCCCUGACUUUACGGUCUUCAUGAUCAAGUAUCUCAUGACCUUGAUUGUAGGCAUUACCUCAGGCUUCUGGAUCUGGUCUGGGAAAACGCUCAAUUCUUGGAGGAAGUUCUAUACCAGACUCACCAACAGCAAGCAAGGGGAGACCACAGUGUGAGGCCUACACAACCAGCUGGGGAUAGGGAUAGGUGAAAGACCUUGUUGGCUGCCCACCAUCUCGCACCCCAGAAGUGAGAAAAUGCACACUUGCCCAUCACUUUCCUGAGACCUCUCGGUCUGGGGACUUAUCUCUCCAGCCUCUGGAAACCUGAUAACAGAAAAGGCUGGCAACGAGACAGACCUUUUGUUUGCUCCCCAUCUUCUACUGGACUGAAUUCACUGUAAAGUUGGGAAUGUGACUUUGAGGUUGUUGUAAAUAGCCUCUGUAAGAUUUUGUAAGUAUGUUUGUAUUUAAAUUCAAAAAUUCUCACUUUUGUAUAAUUAUUUAGAACUUUUUUUAACCCCCUUGGCAGAUUUUUUUUCUCCCAUUUUAUUUUGAAGAAAAGAAGGAAAACCGAGCUGUCUUUUCAUGGUGAGUGCAAAAGUGGGAAAAUAGGAAUAAAAAUAGCUGUUCUAUUCUACUACACACACGCUUCCCUCGUCCCACAUGGUAGGAUGGUGGUUGCCUGUCGAUCUAGGAGUAACUGGUUACAAUUCUGAGAUCAUUUGUAAGAUGUCCUUCAAACUAAUGGAAAAGUUGUCAGGGUGGCUGCUUGAGCAGAGAGGCAUGGCCAAUUUCUUUGGCUCUGCGUAUCAACAACAACAGACAGGGAGUGGAGGAGUCUAACCCUCCCGAUCCUUGCUCAGUAUGACCUGAAGGAGUAAAGGAGCAAGCAGUUUUACCUGUUCCAGAUCCAGUGUGGGAGGAGUUUGGGGAGAGGAGUUGUUGGGUUACCCAACUGCAUCUCUCACCUAACCUGAGAAAACUUCCUUUCUCAACCACCAAACUUUUAUGAGGGAAUCUCCUGAGCCCUGCCUAAAGGUGUGACCUAUUUUUAAGAAGCAAGAAAUCGAGAGCAGAGUUUUCUCAGCAGCUUUUCCUGCACAUAUAUAUGCUUAUAGUUUUGAAGAAGUGUAACUCCCCCCCUCCCCAUAACUUUCUGUAAUACAGUAUAUAGAACUUGCAGUUUGCUUUCUAAACCAGGAAGGGGCAACUUCUUUCUAUUUGAAAAAUAAGGUCAUUAUUGCCCUGUAGGGAUAAGAGGAUUUUGCAUUUUGACUGUGUUUUGGUAGUUCAUUUCUUAACAGUUUGCUUCCCUCCCCCCCCCCCUUUUUUUUUUUUUGGUAGGGUUUGCAAUGCUUUGUUUUGAUUUGUGUUUAAUGUGUUUGCUGAGAGAGGAGAACCAAGAACGUAUUGCUGAGCUGUUUUUGUAAACAAAGCCUGUCCAUGAAUAAGAGUGAAAAACACAAACCUAGUUAGAGAGUCCAGAAACUCAGAUCAUUUUGAUUUUCAGAAAUAUUGAUAACAUUUGAUAUUUCGUCUCUUUAUAACUGAUGAGUUUGAAUUUCUUCUUGUUAAGAGGUGAUUGAAAGGCAUGGUGAUUUAUGCCACCAGGGAAAAUAAAUUUCAGCUGAAUGAUGAGAUGUCAAACCCCCAAGAAUCUAUAAGCCUGAUGUUUCAAUAUAGUAAUUUAUAUGUAAAGCUAAGAGAGCCUGUGUAUGAUUGGUCUGCACUCUCUCUAAACUGUUAUGGCUCGUAUUUCCUUAACCGGUUUAUACAAAAUGCAUCAAAUUUAACUGGCAAAACACAUUUUAAUAUUUAAUCCUUUGUAUGGCAAAACUGAUUUGCUGCUCUUCUGAUUGUACUGUUUCAAACUUUUUAUAUAAGCACCUGUCCUAAAUAUUAUCUAUGACUUACCAUACCCUAAAAUGCAUAGCUAUAUGAAUUUGGUAUGCAUUUAUUUCUGUUCACUAUUGCAAGAUCAUUUAUAUUUAUAGAGGAAUAGAAGUUUAUAUAUAAAUAUAUAUAAAAUACAUAUUUUUAAUUUCUUUGAAAUAAAUUGAGGUUUU
Molecule: messenger RNA, 3895 nt
Organism: Sceloporus undulatus (fence lizard)
Lineage: Eukaryota; Metazoa; Chordata; Lepidosauria; Squamata; Phrynosomatidae
Gene: FZD1
Product: frizzled class receptor 1
Exons: 1
Coding region: 219-2003 (594 amino acids)
Biological process (GO): non-canonical Wnt signaling pathway; canonical Wnt signaling pathway
Cellular component (GO): plasma membrane
Molecular function (GO): Wnt-protein binding; Wnt receptor activity
Source: RefSeq, a predicted model, not a curated record